Phymastichus coffea is the source of this 3913-nucleotide messenger RNA. Its product is annotated as GATA zinc finger domain-containing protein 14-like. The transcript has 7 exons. Gene Ontology annotation, molecular function: chitin binding. The record is from RefSeq and is a predicted model, not a curated record. NCBI's taxonomy places the organism in Eukaryota, Metazoa, Arthropoda, Insecta, Hymenoptera, Eulophidae. Gene Ontology annotation, cellular component: extracellular region. The coding region runs from base 724 to 3198 and encodes 824 amino acids.
UUCUGCUCGUGUGCGUUCACUUUCAUCUCUCUCUCUCUCUCUCUCUCUCUUUCUCGCGUGAAGUGUCGAUGUAUAUAUAUAUUCCCGGCUGCUGUUGUUACUUUGUGUGUUGUCGUGUCUGCGUGUCUCUAUUGUUUUGUGCUUUCUUCGAAUGCCGUGAUGAGUGAUUACGAGAACUCUUCAUCUUAUCUCUAAAGAAAAUUAGAGAGAGACAAAAUAUAUAUAUUCUGCUUUAAAAUUUUCUUGAUUAUCUCGAGUCCCGUGUAAUUUGUAUCGUAGCGAGGAAAAGUCGGCAAAGUGCAUGUGCGCUCGCGGAAGUUAUCGGAGCUGCGCCGGCCGGCGCGUGAUAGAUCGUCGUGUGGCAGCUCUCUGUAAUCUUCGAGGUUCCCAUGGCUCGUGACGUGCGCCCCUGUGCGACGACUAAAUACUGCGCGGACAGAUGAUUUACCGCGUUGGAGUUUCUCUCCCGCGCGAUUCGUAAAAGCUUCGACGUGGUACAUGUAUAUGCAUGCCGCUCGUCGUGAUUAAUGCAGUCGCUGUCGACGUCUGUUUGUCGUUUGUCGCUUCGCUCCAGGCAGAACAGAGGUCAGUGGCCAGGCACACCCAGAAGAUCUUCACGUUGCAAUUCAUCAAACUUACGCUUGAAAUUUCACCAGGCUAACGGUCUACCUUCACACACACACAGCUACACCGAAAUUAAAAUCACUCAAGCCUCGCAGACAGAUGGUAUCAAGAGUGAUUGGGGCGAUCGCGAUCGCCGUGUCGCUCGCUUCUGUCUUUGGCGAACCGCAGCAGACGGUGAGAUUGAACGAGCGACACUUGCGCGCGCUCUCGGAGGACCAACUACGUUCCCAGCAGCAGCAGCAGCAGCAGCAGCAAGAUGAAGGAGAGGACGCUAGAUACGGGUGGGAAGAUUCGGUGCCGGGUGUACCGGGUAGAGACUAUCCAAAUUUGACAAGCAUUCCAGCAACGUCGUUCAGCUGCGCUGGUAAGACAGCCGGUGGCUACUAUGCUGACGUUGAAACGAGAUGUCAGGUCUUUCACGUGUGCAGCACCCAGGGCUUGAAAAGCUCUUUUCUCUGCCCGAGCGGCAGUAUUUUCAAUCAGCGCCACUUUGUCUGCGACUGGUGGUACGACUUUAUCUGCGAACAGGCACUGGAGUUGUACUCGCUGAACGACGCCCUCAAUGAUCCCAACUCGUCGACCGAUCCGCCGCUGCCGUCGACAAGUGACGAUAUCACCGAUCGAUACAAUCAGUUACCCUUAACUCCCAUACAGUUCAAUUCUAUCGCUGCUGGCUCUAAUGCUGACCUCUCGCUCGCUAGCUCUGGAUACACUAACAAUUUACGAGACGAGACUAAUCUUAUCUACGAGGACUACAAUAAUAAUGCCAAAACAGCGGAGAAAUCUGCAGUGCUAGCUACAUCCGGGAUCCUGGAUAAUUACUCUGACGCCCGUCGGAAGGAGUCAAUGCGGAGCUACGAGGAGCAGCAGCAGCAGCAGCAGCAGCAACAAUAUCGACAGCAACCGAUUUAUCGAAGACGGCCAAGUCAAGGCCCAGACAACGUGCCAAGGGGCUUCUCGAAGCCGCCGCCAAGCAACGACCAGAGUCGUGAGCUCGAACGCGGUGAACAAGGCCCAGGCUUUUUUGUGAACAAUGGAUUGUCCGACACUUUCAGAGAUCAGAACUAUCAAUUAGCUGCAGAAAAUAAUAAUUUUAUAGAUAAUACGAAUUACUAUAAAUUGAGCGACAAUGAAAAUGUCAACUUCAAUAUCAGAAAUGUGAACAAUAAUUACAGCAACAAAGUUACCGACAAUGAAAGUAGUAAUUUCAAUGGUAGAAAUACAAUUAAUAAUAAUCAAAAUUACAAUACUAGGGUUACCAACAACCAGAACGCGAACGUCAAUACUAGGAACCUAGUCAUUAAAAACGAAAAUUACAACAUUAAACUUACCAACAGCGAAAGCACAAACUUCAAUACCAGAAGUGAAGCGCUCAAUAGCGACAAUCACAGUAGUAAAGCUACCAACAGCGACAAUACAAACUUCAAUAGCAGAGGUACAGAGGCCAAGAGCAAUGAUAAUUUUAACAACGUUGUUUAUACACAGAACAAUAACAACAAUAAUCUUAAUGACUACAACAAUUUUUAUCAGAAUUCUGUGCAGUAUCCGCUACCGCAAGAAAAUAACAAUUACGAUAACAAUUUCAAUACAAAUCUCGUCAACGUCGAGAAUCAAAAUGAAAAUUAUUACAAUACCAUUCGAAUAUACAACACCGAAUACAACAAUAAGUACAAUAGCAGUAGCAACAGUUUUAGCAAUGUUAAUUACGAUAACAACAAUAACAAUUUCAAUUCUGUUAACUAUAAUACUGAUAGCAACUACAGUAAUUAUAACAAUAACAAUUUUAAUAGCAAUGUCAAUUACCAAGACGACGGUAGCAAUAAAAGCAACAACAACAAUAAUAACAACAAUUAUGAAAGUAAAUUCCAAACCAACUACCAAAAGCCCAUUCACGUCGAAUCAUCCACCGUCGACUACAAUUUUCAAGAAGAUCACUAUGAAACCACAAUAAAUCCUGAUUUCUUAAUAAACUCAGGUCCCUCGGAAGAGGAAGUUGAUCGUGAAAGACAACGCGAAGUGGACAGCGUUGAUUUGAAGCGUCAACGACCUUCGACAUACACUCGUCAAUAUACUGACGCAUAUACCUCGGCUCCUGGAUUUCUUAUCCGCGAAGAAACCAGUUGGCGAGAUGACUUAUCCACCAGCAGUUCGGGAUCUCAAAGUCCACCAUUUCCUCCGGAGAGAAAUUAUGAAUCAACGCCGACACUGCCGAGACCCGAAGAGACAACAACUCCAGUAACAAUUUCGACAAGGCAACCGAAAGAACCUCCGAAGUAUCUGGGUAAACGGCCAGCCGGUGGACUUCUAGGUGGGGCGGGCAAUGGUCUACCAGGCGCGAACAAGAAUCUCGCUGCUUCUAAUGCUAUUACCGGCAAGCCAAUCGAUGAGUCGAGUACGAACAGUCUUUCAAGCGUGGAUGAUGGUUAUAGCACUUAUCGACCUCCCCAAGGCUUCACUGCAUCACCUAAAGGACAGGACAGUUACAGUGAUGCUGGUUACAGAUUAGAGGGGCAGUAUUGGAAUGAUGGCAAAGAAUCAUGGAAUGAUGGCCGCAGGUACACCGGCAGAUACUAAAAGCUGCAUAGAAAUAUUUUUGUAGCAUGAUUUAUCAACAAUGAAUCAAGAUUGAAUCCAGAAUCUUUUUUAUUAAAUUAUGAAAUUUAGACAAUUGAAAGUAUUAUGUUUACCUUUUUUUGAACUGUAGCUGAACUGAAUACUAAGGUAUAUUAAUAAGAACCAUCGUCUUAUUUCGUUACCAAUUGAUAGUAUUAUAAUUUUAAGAAGUCUCCGAUCCAUUUCGAAAAUAUAUUGUUCCUACGAUUUUAUAUACGUGACAGGAAAAGUCGUAAUUUAUUGCCAUACGGUGUCCAUUAAAAAUCACUGGUUACCUUUGAAGAUUUAAAAUAUCAUUUAUGAGAAUGAAGAAGACGAUAUAUUUUUGCUGAAAUAUCUUGUUCUAUUAUAUUAGUAGAGUAUUGAAAUUGUUUUACAGAUUAACGUGCUAACUUCGAAAGAUUGGAUAUUGUUUGAAAAUAUAAGUAUGGUAAAGUAUGGUAAUGGAAAAUCAUUAGACUGAAGAAUUUGAGUUUUUUUAAUGUUUACUUUGAAUAACUACUGCAAGUAAAAUACAUCUGUAAUUAGAUUAUACUUUAGAAAAACAUAAGCAAAGUACUAAGUAAGACUUGUUAAUGUAAGUAUUAUGAUUGCCUAUCAUAGUAAUGUAAAAUAUUGAAAUAAAUAAGAGUAUUGUUAAGUGUAGCGUAACAUACAAGUGUAAACAUAUUUUGAG